Bombyx mandarina (wild silkworm) is the source of this 609-nucleotide messenger RNA. RefSeq names its product SLIT-ROBO Rho GTPase-activating protein 3. Gene Ontology annotation, biological process: signal transduction. The record is from RefSeq and is a predicted model, not a curated record. Lineage: Eukaryota; Metazoa; Arthropoda; Insecta; Lepidoptera; Bombycidae.
AUGGACAUUAAAGUAUAUUACUUGGACGUGGCGAAGAACGUGACGCUGGUAAAGCAGCUGGCUAAGCAGCUGGCUGCGAUAAUUACGAGCCCCGCGGCCCCCGCGCCCUCGCCCCCCGCCGCCCCCGCCGCCCGCACCGACACCGCCAGUCGUCUAGCGGAGAGCACCCCGGACCUAGUGUUGGACCUCCCGUCUCGUGCGACCCCCACCGCGCCCCCCGCGCCCCCGGGGCUGCUCCCAGUCGAGCCCCCGUCGGUGCCCCCCGCCGCGGCCCCCGCGGUGACGCCCGGCGCUGACCCCGCAGAUACCUUCGUGCACAACAGGGAUACACUCAAGAAACGUCCUCAACACAAACAGUCCAAGUCGGAGGGCGGCACGGAGGAGCCGGCGGGGGGCAGCCCGGUGCCGGCGCGGAACACGGCUCGCGUGGCGGCCAAGUUCGCCGACCUCACCCUCACCGGCGGCUCCCUCAAGCCCGCGCUGGCCGCCAAGCCCGCCCUGCUGCGCCGCCCGCCCGCCGCCGCCCCCNCCCGCGCCGCACUGACCGGCCGGCUGCACUAUAUAUUGAUAUCAAAUAUGUUUUAUAAAUGUGUAACUUUAAACUUGUAA